Trematosphaeria pertusa is the source of this 1557-nucleotide messenger RNA. RefSeq lists its product as uncharacterized. The coding region runs from base 1 to 1557 and encodes 518 amino acids. Gene Ontology annotation, molecular function: metal ion binding. The transcript has 5 exons. Lineage: Eukaryota; Fungi; Ascomycota; Dothideomycetes; Pleosporales; Trematosphaeriaceae. The record is from RefSeq and is a predicted model, not a curated record.
AUGUCACCGGCUUCGUUUUUCAGCAACACGCAGUCGCCCAUCGGCACGCCUGCGCGGGCUCCGGGCUCAAAUGGCCUCCAAGAUAGUACCCACGCCUCUCUCUGGGCCCGCGUGGAGUCAGGCAUGCGGAAUACGCAAGACGUUGGCAGCUUGCUCCAUGAACUCAUGGUCCGGUAUGAAUACGUUAGCCAGGAGUACCAGCGUCUAUCUGCCGAGCAGGGCGGAGACCGUGACACGCUUCUGGCUCUAGAAACCGAGAAUCGUUCAAUGAAGAUGGCGUUGGACCGGGACCCGUUUGUCGUAGUUCUGAUUGACGGAGACGGUAUGAUUUUCCGGGACGAGUUUAUUCGCGAUGGUGAGAAUGGCGGGCGACGGGCAGCCGUUCAGCUUCAUGCCGCUAUUGCCGACUACAUCGAGCGCGAGAAUCCCAUCAUUCCAAUCCAAUCCCGAAUCUUCUGUUACAUUUGGGCCAAUGUCAAGGGCCUCGCUGAGGUGCUUGUGCGCACCGGCGUCAUAGAGCAGACCCGCCAGUUCGAAGACUUUGUGCAAGGCUUCACCUCGGACAAGGGUCUGUUCAGUUUUGCCAAUGUCGGGCCGGGCAAAGAUCGGGCGGAUAAGAAGGUGAUCGAACAUUUCAAAGCAUUUGUCAACAAUCUCCACUGUCGGCAGAUUUUCUUCGGAUGCUCUCAUGAUAACGGAUACGCCCGGACGCUUGAAGAGUACAUGACCGAUGGAGUAUACCGGAGUAAGGUAACACUCUUGGAGGGAGUCCCAUUUGAGAAGGAGCUGCUGGUCCUACCAUAUCGAACCAAGAAGUUUGCUGGCAUCUUUCGAGAAUCCAAGCUUUCUGUGUGGGGAGGGAAUGGAGUGGCAACAGGUUCCCCGGCUGUGAAGUCUUACAACAUGCUCAGCGGUCUCCCAACUAAGUUUCCUCCGCCUCCGUCUCGCACGGCUAACGGCACCCCGAACCUUUUGUUGGAUAGCCCCGUUUUGGCCCGGGUCGCUCCGAGUCUCCCACGGACACCCUCGUCCUCCACUCUAGCGUCCGACGGCAUGCCAGCCAUCAAACCAGUCAUCACCGGCACGUGGGCAGCAAAGGCCUCACUUCCCGCCCCGCCUGUUACGCACUCGCCUACGUACAAACCUGCCAAUCGCGAAGAAAUCAUCGCCCGUAACCGAAUGGGUCAGCGAGUCGAUCCUCCCUGCCGCGACUACGAUAAAUCCGAAGUCGACCGUCUGAAGAAGGUCAAGCUGUGCAAUGUCCAUUUCCUGCGUCAAGAGUGCCCGUAUGGCCACAAGUGUACCCACUUGCAUAACUAUAAGCCUACCGAUGGGGAGAUAGCAACUCUCCGGCUCGUGGCUCGCAUGGCUCCCUGCCAGAAUGGUAGUGUCUGUCAAGAUAUCAAAUGCAUCUACGGCCACCGCUGCCCAGCGCCGCCUUCGAAGACGAACCAGAUUAAGGGCACCAAGACCUGCAUUUUUGGCGAGAUGUGCAAGUUCCCGCCAGAGCUGCACGAUAUCGACUGCAACGUCGUCAAGACAUUGGUGGUCCGUUAG